Messenger RNA from Neopsephotus bourkii (Bourke's parrot), 1217 nucleotides. RefSeq names its product mediator complex subunit 6 (gene MED6). Gene Ontology annotation, molecular function: transcription coactivator activity. Gene Ontology annotation, cellular component: core mediator complex; mediator complex. NCBI's taxonomy places the organism in Eukaryota, Metazoa, Chordata, Aves, Psittaciformes, Psittacidae. The record is from RefSeq and is a predicted model, not a curated record. Bases 104 to 844 code for a protein of 246 amino acids. Gene Ontology annotation, biological process: regulation of transcription by RNA polymerase II. The transcript has 8 exons.
GCCGCUCUAGUCUCCCGUCUCUGUUGCCGGCGCCGCUCUACCCCUCUCGUUAGCCUCACCUGCUCCCAGUGCCCGGUGCCGGGCGGAAGUGAGCGGCGCGGUCAUGGCGGCUGUGGACAUCCGAGAUAAUCUUUUGGGAAUUUCCUGGGUUGACAGCUCCUGGAUUCCAAUAUUAAACAAUGGGAGUGUGUUGGACUAUUUCUCAGAGCGAAGUAACCCAUUCUAUGACCGAACAUGUAACAAUGAAGUUGUCAAGAUGCAGCGGAUGACAUUGGAACAUUUGAACCAGAUGGUUGGAGUGGAGUACAUUCUUCUUCAUGCUCAAGAACCCAUUCUCUUCAUUAUCCGAAAGCAGCAAAGGCAGUCUCCUACACAAGUUAUUCCACUGGCCGACUACUAUAUUAUUGCUGGAGUGAUUUAUCAGGCACCUGACUUAGGGUCUGUUAUUAAUUCCAGAGUUCUCACUGCAGUGCAUGGAAUUCAGUCUGCUUUUGAAGAAGCCAUGUCCUACUGUCGCUAUCACCCAUCCAAGGGCUACUGGUGGCAUUUCAAAGACCAAGAAGAACGAGAGAAAGCUAAACCAAAAGCCAAGAAGAAAGAAGAACCAAGUUCUAUUUUCCAAAGGCAACGGGUAGAUGCUUUGCUUUUAGACCUAAGACAAAAGUUUCCACCCAAAUUUGUUCAGCAAAAACUUGGAGAAAAGCCUAUCCCAGUGGACCAAAUCAAGAAGGAACCAGAACCAGCCCCUGAAGCUGUCAAGCAAGAGGAAAAAGAGACUGCAAAGAAUACUCAGCAGAGUGCUGGUGCUAAAGGACCACCGGAAAAACGGAUGAGACUCCAGUGAAGGUAGAAGUUGUUGCACAUCUGGAUUGGUACCGGAAAAUGGGAUAUUCUUGCUCCCCUUUCUUUAUAUUUAAGCCCUUCCACUGAGACUAAUGAUUCAGCGCCUGAAGUCCCUGUAAAUUCUUUUUCUAUAGAACCUUGCCACUCAGAUGUUAAUGUCAGGUUGUGAGAUGCCUCAAAGAAGGUGCUGUCAGUCUCUUCAUCUGAUUUUUGAAUGUUGGCUGCUGAGAAUGGUUUUUACAUGGACAUAUUUUGCAGCUUCCUGAAAUCUUCACAGGCUCUUGCAUCCCUUGUGUCUUGGUUUCCUGUGUAAAAAAACUUUUAUAUAUAUUAAAAAAACAAUUCUUGGCAAAUAAAAAUGCUGGUUGCUGGAA